CGUAGUUGACUUCUUUUCUCCUCGAGGACCUGCUUAAACCAGUCAGGGUGGAACCCGGGGGGGGGGGGUGUGGAGAGGCUGUAUGAUUGACCGGUAAGUUAAAAGCGCUCGGUUUUUAUUUACUCCGUGAGCGGUUGUCCCCGAGGCAACGCCAUAACGCGGGCUGGGGCGUGGAAACUGCACAAAUCCUGUAAGCGUUCCUAUUUUUUAUGAGCUCUGGCGUACAUCAUUUCCAGAGGACUGUGUGUAGUUUCUGCCUCCACCAGCUCAGCUUGAUUCGUAGCUAAAUUUUUUGAUUAUAAGGCUUCCUGUAGCCUCAAAAGGCUUGAUCUGAAUUCCAUUUCGGGGCUCGGUGAUCUGAGGUUUAAGUAUGACCAGCCCAGGAUGUCACAUAACCCAGAAAUGAUCAUCCAGUUCCUCUGUCUACCUACUACAACUCUCAGUUGGUUGUCACUCGAGCGACUUUUUCCUCCUCAAGCACCUCGAGCAUGACUCAGCCUGUGAACGUUCCCAGUUUAAACCGACAUUGGCGUUUAUCCCUACUAUUUCAACGAAUUUGGACUUGUUGACGCGUAGUUUUCUCCUGAAUCACCAAUUCCAGUUGUUCCGCAAACCAGCUUAGACUCAUCCCAGACCUGAUGAUAUCAUUACUAUCGAAAACAGCCGGGUCACAUCUACGAGCGCCACUUUUUACAAGAUGUGAAUGCAUCCGAUGGCAGUCAGCACAGCCUGACGCCUACCUAUGUAAGCCGAUUGUAAGAUCUCGUUUCACCCCAGAGCAGCUGAUCCGAGUUCAUACCUCUGGUCUUCCUGACCUGCAAUUGGUGCAUGGCCGACUGACUAGUUCGCGUAAGUCAGAAACUGCCUCGUCGCUGCAUUUCGCUCGACCCUUGGCCAUUCUUCAUCAGUCCACAGCUUUCAAGAGCCGUGGUCAGGACCCCAUUGAAGAACGGAGUGAGUACGUCGCCUUCGCCAAAUAUGCCAGAUGGUUAUUGGCAACUUCCGACGCGAUGCCAGUAUGCUGUCUGCCACCGAAUUCGAGUCUACACGGAUGUUAGCUAUAAAGUCCACUCCUUAUUAACCCUGUUUCCAUCGCGACAGUUCCCUUCGGAAAUGACCCCCCCCCCCUCAGCUCACAAUGUGUUCUUCUCGGGCGCGAAGUGCCCUUGCCUUACGAUCUAAGACCUCACCUGUGUCUUCCGCCCCUAGAGUUUGGUCUAUCUUGGUUCUUAUCGGUCCUUUAGAGCUGCUGAUCAACGAACGUCGGCGUUCCCUGAACCGAGCAGCCAAGGCGAUGCGAUCGGAUUCGUCUUCAACGACAUGCUCUAAGGUGACCGGGGGUUCGUCUGCGGUGACAACUUCUGCGUCUACUGGUGGUUUCUCUGUUGUUCUGCCCCCGCACUUACGGCCCUCAAUUCUUCGUGCUCUCUACACGGUGGGACUCAUCUGCAAGCACUUCUCCCUUGAGGACCUUGCAACAACCGCUUUUAAUCUUACCAACGACCCCUCCGCUCCCAUCCGCUCUUCUGUGAAUUUGGGUGUCCUGACACAACAGGUGAGUCUCACUGUUGUAAUUCUCACCUUUAGUGUCUUUGUUGUUCAUUGUCUACGCAUGUGUGUCCUGAGUGUGUACAGUGAGUGACUGAUCUCAUGAAAUGUUGGCUGAAAUGCUGAAAUGCGUUUUCGAUUAGGAAGGAUUACUUGGUCGCGGUUAUAAUACUGAUUAUAUUCAGGCAUACUCUUAUAACAUUUCGGACUCGGCAGGAUGUCGGCUUUUAAAUUCACUUCUUUCCAAUCUCCUAUAAACAUCGUGAUUGGUAAACAAUGACUACUUAAGUAGCAUGCAUUUUCCCAUUGAUUUUCGAUGGUCUUGGAAAUUCAAAUAUAUUUUAUAGAAACCAUAAACAAAAAUUGCUUUCUUUUAGUCAAUCAAUAGAGAAUCACGUCUUCUUUAUAUUUUAUACUUAAGGAAGGAGUAUAAUUAGGUUUUAAAAAAGUUUCUAAUCAUGACACUUUUUAAGACCGCAAAAUGUCCGCUUACAUAGCAUCGUACCUGACCGUUUACCACUGCUCCUCAUGAAAUGUACAACAUAGUCCGCAUCCAUUGCAAAAUUUUAUGGAUUCUGCAUGAUAUCUCUUUAAUGGCAUAAAAAUAUGUGAUUUUCUUUACGCGGAACGCAUGCACCUUGUAGAGUGAAAUCAGUAAGCGCUAAUGCAACGAAUGCUCAGAUUCCAAGUUAUUCGGCAAUUAGAAAACUUUUUAAAAACCUAAUUAUACUCCUUUCUUAAGUAUAAAAUAUAACGAAGACGUGAUUCUCUAUUGAUUGACUAAAAGAAAGCAAUUUUUGUUUAUGGUUUCUAUAAAAUAUAUUUGAAUUUCCAAGACCAUCGAAAAUCAAUGGGAAAAAUGCAUGCUACUUAAGUAGUCAUUUUUUACCAGUCACGAUGUUUAUAGGAGAUUAAAAAGAAGUGCAUUUAAAAACCGACAUCCUGCCGAGUCCGAAAUGUUAUAAGAGUAUGCCUUAAGAUAAUCAGUAUUACAAGCGCGACCAGUUAAUCCUUCCUAAUCGAAAACGCAUUUCAGCAUUUCAGCCAACAUUUCAUGAGAUCGGUCACUCACUGUAAUUGUGGCACGUUAGACGGAGGCUUUCCGUCACAUCCAGUCAGCUCGACGCGAGUUCCAGUGGUCCGCGGUUCGAUCUUUAUGUCGCAGCAAGCGUUUUCUGGUUGUGUGACUCCCCUGUUGUCCUUCUGAGUAGAACUUCCUGUCAGGUAGGGUCAAGCACCUGGUGCGCCUGGGAAUCCUAUUUAUAUAUAAUUGUCGAACAGAAAAUUCUGUCCAGCUCGAGCAGUUAAUCUGAGAUCUCCAGUUUGCAAUUUGUCAGUGCUCGUAACUCACAAAAAUUAAGGAAACUUUGAUUCCAUUGCCUGUCAAUUUUAUAUGCUUUUUACCAGCAAGGCCGACCAACCGACAGGCGAACCCUUUAGGUAUUGGCAAAUAAGUUCCAAUGAUGGUUUCAACUCUGGUCCAUAGGUUAUCGCGUUUUCGUCCCCUCCCCCCACUGUUGUCUGUGUGCUGCUGUAAAUCUCCAUUUCUCCAGACGAAGCGCCCGUUGUUACCAGGUCGAGUCACCUGAUGGCUCGACCUGGUAGAGUCUGCCUCAGUGACAGUGACACCGCGUUUCUGACGAUGGCUUCGAGCGAGAAUCCGAAACGUCAGGAGAAUAAAGCUCUUGUUCCAGCGAUUGCAUCUACUUCUUAUCAGACAGCAAUCUCUGAAAGAUGGGUUCUAGCGACAAUCCGAAACGUCCGGCGAAUCAAGCUAUUGUUCCAGCGAUCGUAUCUCCUUCUUAUCGACUAGAUGGCUUCCGGUCCUUUUUACUACUACUACUACUACUACUACUACUACUACUACUACUACUACUACUACUACUACUACUACUACUACUAUUAUUACUACUACUACUACUACUACUACCACCACCACCACUACUGCUACUACUAA
Messenger RNA from Spirometra erinaceieuropaei, 3505 nucleotides. The record is from the annotation of a GenBank genome assembly. NCBI's taxonomy places the organism in Eukaryota, Metazoa, Platyhelminthes, Cestoda, Diphyllobothriidea, Diphyllobothriidae.